Molecule: messenger RNA, 1050 nt
Organism: Knipowitschia caucasica
Lineage: Eukaryota; Metazoa; Chordata; Actinopteri; Gobiiformes; Gobiidae
Source: the annotation of a GenBank genome assembly
AUGCCUAAUGCAGUCUACAUCGGAGGGUUCCAGUGUAGCCCGGCCAAAGCUCUCCCCCCACACCUGGAGGACUUUGUUCAGAGCUCUGGAGAACACGGAGUCAUCCUCAUGUCUUUGGGGACCUUUGUGAAUGAACUUCCUCAGGAUCUGCAAGAUGGCAUCGCUGCUGCCUUUGCCAAACUGCCACAGAAAGUGAUUUGGAAACACAAAGGCUCCAGACCAACAACUUUAGGAAACAACACUUUACUUGUGGACUGGAUCCCUCAGAAUGACCUCCUGGGACACCCCAAAACCAGACUGUUUUUGGCUCAUGGAGGAACCAAUGGGAUUCAAGAGGCUAUCUAUCAUGGAGUCCCAGUCGUGGGUGUGCCAGUGUUCUUUGACCAAUAUGACAAUUUACUGCGCCUUGAGGAAAGAGGAGGCGCCAAGAUCCUUACUCUGUCCAAAGUUGAUGAAGAUAGCAUUCUAACUCAUGUCCAGGAAGUGUUAUCUAACCAAUCCUACAGGGAGAACAUGCAACGGCUGUCCAGGCUGCACAGAGACCAGCCAGUACAGCCACUGGACAGCGCCAUCUUCUGGAUAGAGUUUGUCAUGAGACACAGAGGAGCAGCCCAUUUAAAGUCUGAGUCCUACAGAAUGCCAUGGUAUUUCUAUUUCUCGUUAGACGUGAUGUGUUUUUUAGCUGGGAUAUUGUUUCCGCGCCCUACAAUGCCCAAUGCCAUCUACAUGGGAGGGUUCCAGUGUAAACCAAGUAAACCUCUCCCCCCGCACCUGGAGGACUUUGUUCAGAGCUCUGGAGAACACGGAGUUAUUGUUAUGUCACUUGGGACUUUUAUCGGCUCUCUACCACAUGACCUUAGUGAGGAGAUUGCCGCAGCCUUUGCCAAAUUACCUCAGAAAGUUAUCUGGAGAUACACAGGAGACAAGCCAUCUACACUGGGGAACAACACGUUACUGGUUGAUUGGAUGCCUCAGAACGACCUCCUGGGACACCCAAAGACUAAAGCGUUUGUGGCACACGGAUCGAUGAAAGAGGAGCAGGAAAAAUAA